AUGUGGAAUCAGAUCUUGAAAGUUUGGAGAGAAAAUAUGGGAACUUAUGAUGAGGACCGCAAUCCUAAUGCUCUAUCGUGCCGAUGGGGUAUCAUACAAGCUGUAGUUAACAAGUUUCAUGGACAUUAUGAGUCACUCAACAGAAAUCCGAAAAGCGGAACUUCAAUCGAACUUAUGAAAAGUCAAGCUUUAAAAAUGUACAAAACGUUGGAGGGAACCACAUUCAGGUUUGAGCAUUGUUGGGAGGUUAUGAGAAAAAAUCCGAAAUGGUGUUCUCAGCAGCUUACAAAGCCUGGCUCCUCAAAUAAAGAUAAACCAGUAGAUGUCAUCAAUCUCGACACUCUAAAGCAACCAAUUACAUCAACUGAAGGAAGUGAGGACAACAAAAGUGAGGGUGUUCCUCGCCCAGAUGAAGGAAGAAAGUUGAGUAAGGAGAAUGCUAAGAAAGCCCAUGAACAGAAGGGAGUGAUUGGAUUUUUGACCAGCUAUCAGUCCACCAUAGAGAAACAAAAUGUGUUUAGCCAAAAAGAGUUGGAGCUGAAGAUUGAGAAAGAGAGAAAAGAAUUUGAACUUAUGAAAGAGGAUUUGGCUCUGAAAAAAAGGCUUACGAGCUAA
Papaver somniferum (opium poppy) is the source of this 615-nucleotide messenger RNA. RefSeq names its product glutathione S-transferase T2-like. The coding region runs from base 1 to 615 and encodes 204 amino acids. Lineage: Eukaryota; Viridiplantae; Streptophyta; Magnoliopsida; Ranunculales; Papaveraceae. The record is from RefSeq and is a predicted model, not a curated record. The transcript has 2 exons.